Centropristis striata (black sea bass) is the source of this 5700-nucleotide messenger RNA. Its product is annotated as NACHT, LRR and PYD domains-containing protein 12-like. Gene Ontology annotation, molecular function: protein binding. Gene Ontology annotation, biological process: regulation of apoptotic process. Bases 93 to 4460 code for a protein of 1455 amino acids. The record is from RefSeq and is a predicted model, not a curated record. The transcript is spliced from 20 exons. NCBI's taxonomy places the organism in Eukaryota, Metazoa, Chordata, Actinopteri, Perciformes, Serranidae.
GUGAUUGAGGAAGUGUAAGUUUGCAGCAGUCACGCAGCUCUGUGGCAGGAGCAGAUGUCAACAGAAGGAGCAGCAAAAAUGUGUGCCCAGCAAUGAGUCUCUUUGAGAAGAAACGGGGGGGAGCAACUACCUCUGAAACCCUUACACCUGGAGAACCUGAAAGUGAUCUCAAGAAGGGUUUGAAGGUAUCCAGUGGUCAGUCUCCCACGCUUAAAAAAUUUGAACUGGAGUCCAUAUUUACGACACUUGAGGAGAGAAUUGUCACUUUUGUGAAGAAGGAGCUGCAGAGUUUACAGAGGGCACUGAGUACAGAUGAUCCAAAAAACUUGGAGACAAAACAGAAGCAUGUGGCUGGGGUGUUUGUUGAGGAUGAAGAGCAGAGGAGCAAAGAGGCCUUUCUGAAGAUCACACAGCACUUCCUGAGGGAUAUGGAUCAGGAGGAUCUGGCUGUCUCUCUCCAAAAAAACCUCGCCAUAUGCCAGCAUCAACUCAAAACUAAUCUGAGGCACAAAUUUGUUCACUGGAGAGGGAAUGCUGGAGAUGGAAAACCAACACUUCAGACCUACACAGAACUUAACAUGACAGUUGGAGACAGUGGAAAACCAUUGAACAUUGAACAUGAGGUCCUACAGAUUGAAACUGCAUCCAGAAAUAAAAGUCCAGAAACCUCGAUCAGAUGUGAUGACAUCUUUAGACACUUCCCUGGAAAAGAUCAACCAAACCGAACAGUGAUGACAUAUGGAGUGACUGGCAUUGGAAAAACAGUUUCAACUCACAAGUUUAUUGUGGAUUGGGCUGAAGAAAAAGUCAACCAAGACAUAGACUUUAUAUUUCCAUUCACAUUCCAGGAGCUGAAUCUGCUAAAAGGACAAAAGCACAGCAUGGUGACACUCCUGCAUGAUUUCUUCAGCGAAACCAAGGAAGCAGGAAUAUACAGAUUUGACAGUUUCCGAGUUCUGUUCAUCUUUGACGGACUGGAUGAGUGCCGACUCCCUUUGGACUUUGACAUGACCGAGAUUGUGACUGAUGUAACCGAGCCGACCUCAGUGGACGUGCUGCUGACAAACCUGAUCAGAGGGAAACUGCUUCCCUCUGCACGCAUCUGGAUAACCACACGACCUGCAGCAGCCAGUCAGAUCCCUCGAAGUUUUGUUGACAUGGUGACACAGAUAAGAGGUUUCACUGAUCCACAAAAGGAGGAGUACUUCAGCAAAAGAUUUAGCGAUGAGAACCUGGCCAGCAGAAUCAUCUGCCACAUCAAGACUUCACCAUCGCUUCACAUCAUGUGCCACAUCCCAGCCUUCUGUGAUGUCAUUGGUACAGUUAUUGAGAAUGGGAAUCGAGAGCUGCCCAAGACUCUGACUGAGGUUUAUAUCCACUUUCUGCUGGGUCAGAAUAAACUGCUCCACCUCAAAUAUGACAUGCAUGAUGACAAAUACCCCAUCUGGAACAAAAGAACAAAGAAGAUGAUUCUGACCCUUGGAAAACUGGCUUUUGAGCAGCUGAAGGAGGGCAAUCUGAUCUUCUAUGAAGCAGACCUGGAGAAGUGUGGAAUUGAUAUCAGAGAAGCCUCAGUGUACUCAGGAGUGUUCACACAAGUCUAUAGAGAGGAGACAGGGCUGUACCAGGACAAGGUGUUCAGCUUUGUCCAUUUGUUCAUCCAGGAGUUUCUAGCUGCUCUUUAUGUCUUCUUGAUCUUCAACACCUCUGGUGUUAAUCUUUUGUCAGACACACAAACCACCUCGUGGUUGUCUACUAUAUUCAGGCAUAAGCUUGGCGCAAAAGACCUCUACCAGAGUGCUGUGGACAAGGCCUUAGCAUCUCCAAAUGGACAUCUGGACUUGUUUCUACGCUUCCUUCUUGGCCUUUCAGUGGAGACCAAUCAGAAUCUCCUUCGUGGUCUGCUGACACCAAGGGCAAAUAGCUCAGAGACCACCAUUAGGAAAACAGUCGAGUACAUCAAGGCGAAAAUUGGGGAGAACACAGAGACAGAGAGAAACAUUAAUCUGUUUCACUGCUUGAAUGAGAUGAAUGACCGUUCGCUGAUAGAGGAGAUCCAACACUAUUUGAGACGGGGGAGUCUCCCCAUUGACCAACUCUCUCCUGCUCAAUUGUCAGCUCUGGUCUUUGUCACAUUGUCAUCAGAAGAAGAACUGGAUGUGUUUGACCUGAAGAAAUACUCUGCUUCAGAGGAGGGUCUGUUGAGGCUCCUGCCUUUGGUCAGAGCCUCCAGGAAAUCUCUGUUAAGUGGCUGUAAGCUGACUAAGAGAAGCUGCAAAGCUUUGGCCUCAGCUCUCAGUUCCCGAUCUAGUAAUCUAAAGGAGCUUGACCUGAGUAACAACGACCUGGAGGAUUCAGGAGUGGAGAUGAUUGCUGCUGGUCUGGAGAGUCCAAACUGCAGACUUGAAACUCUCAGGUUAAAUGGCUGUAACCUGACAGAGAGAAGCUGCAGAACUUUGGCCUCAGCUGCCAGUUCCUGGUCUAGUAAUCUGAAGGAGCUCGAACUGAGUAACAACGACCUCGGGGAUUCAGGAGUGGAGAUGAUCGCUGUUAGUCUGAAGACUCCAAACUGCAGACUUGAAACUCUCAGGUUAAAUGGCUGUAAGCUGACUAAGAGAAGCUGCAAAGCUUUGGCCUCAGCUCUCAGUUCCCGAUCUAGUAAUCUAAAGGAGCUUGACCUGAGUAACAACGACCUGGGGGAUUCAGGAGCGGAGAUGAUUGCUGCUGGUCUGGAGAGUCCAAACUGCAGACUUGAAACUCUCAGGUUAAAUGGCUGUAACCUGACAGAGAGAAGCUGCAGAACUUUGGCCUCAGCUGUCAGUUCCUGGUCUAGUAAUCUGAAGGAGCUCGAACUGAGUAACAACGACCUAGGGGAUUCAGGAGUGGAGAUGAUCGCUGUUAGUCUGAAGACUCCAAACUGCAGACUUGAAACUCUCAGGUUAAAUGGCUGUGAGCUGACAGAGAGAAGCUGUAAAGUAUUGGCCUCAGCUCUCCGUUCCGGAUCUGGUAAUCUGAAGGAUCUUGAACUGAGUGACAACAACCUGAGGGAUUUAGGAGUGGAGAUGAUCGCCAAUGAACUGAAGCAUCCAAGCUGUAAACUUGAAACUCUCAGACUGUCAGGUUGUCUGAUCACAGAGGAAGGCUGUAAUGCUCUGGCUUCUGCCCUGGUAUCAAACCCCUCCCAUCUAAGAGAGCUGGAUCUGAGAAACAAUCAUCGAGGACAUUCAGCAAUAAAAGUGCUCCUUGCCGGACGGAAGGAUCCAAACUGGAGACUGGAAACUCUCAAGGUUGACUAUUACGCAGGGAAGAGUUUGGAGGUCGGUCAGAGAGAGUGUCCUUCUGGAAACGUGGAGCUUGAAUCUUCUAGCAGUGCUAUUGCCUCCACUGAUUGGACUAAACUCAAACCUGUGGUCAACACAGUGGAUGAGGUUCAAACCUACAGCCUCCAGUCCGACGCAGGUUGCUUUGAAUGCAGCGUGUCUUCGUUGCGCUGGGUUUGUAAGGAAAAGGUCAGCCUCCAAUACCAGUUCUGCUCAUGGGAGGAACACAGGCACAGGCCUUCAUGUGCAGAUUACAUGCCAGCAGGACCGCUAAUAGACAUCACAGUCACAGCUGGAAAGUUAGAGGAGGUGCAACUGCCACAUUGGAUAGAUCACAACCCCAAAAUGUCAGACAGCUUUGCAGUUCUACAUGUGGAAUCCUGUGGAGAUUCUGUGGAACGAGUGUCUGAAGUGACAUCGUCCCACAUCAAGUUGCUGCAGCCCACUUUCUCACCAAUUGGUGUCAUGAUCCGGCAGUUACUUGGCUUCCCUGUGAACGUUUUCUAUGACGUGUUGAUAUACAAGAAAAUCCAAACUGCCCUCAAUCUCUAUGUUUACCUGGUGCCACCUGAUCCUGCUCUGCAAAAGGCAGUGGAAAAAGAGCAAAACUCUGUUGGAUCAAUUAAACUGCUAAAACCAGGCCCAGACAAGUCCAUGGUAUUAGGAGAUAACUUAUCUCUCAAAACAGACAAGGCGGGUGCACACAUUCAACCCCCGACACGAGAGCUCCGAUACGAUAGCAGAAAUUUAUUUGAGGUGUUCCUCAGAAAUGCAGAUGGCGACUUCACCCUCAAGCUUAAAAGUGAGCAAAACACUAUCUGGAGCUGUUCUAUUUUCAAAGAAGACUACCAAACUCAAAGCACUGAUCAUAAACAAGGUCAGCAUUUCGUGGAUCAACAUCGGAGAGCUCUGAUUAACAGAGUGAGUGUAACAGCCCCCAUCCUUGACGAGCUCAUGGAGAGGGAGUUGAUCUCAAAGGAGACCUACAAUGAUGUCAAAGCCUUAGCAACCACACAAGACCAGAUGAGGAAAAUUCUGGGGGUUUUGAACACAGCAAUAGCAAAAGACGGCCUCAAUGAAAUCCUGAAAGGGAUGACGAGUAUGAAGCACCUUAUCAGUGAGCUUGAGGCAUCUGGAUAAAGAAGCAAAAUGUAGUAAAAUGUGCUGCAGCUUUGGACACUAUAGUGCCCCUUUUCGACCAAAGCAAUUUCAGGGCCGGUUCGGAGCUGGUGCUAGUGCUGGUUCACAGUUGGUUCAACUUGUGAACCAGCUCUGAACUGUUUGCUUCUCCACAGGCUCUAGAGCCACGUCAUUACGUCACUGUUAAUGUCUGUGUAUGUCUCCACCCUCUCAGCAAGAACAAUAACAGGCAACGGUCACUACAACACAUCUGUGCUGCUCAUCCCUCAGACGCCAAAUACAUUCUGAUUAACACUGAACAUAAGAUGUUAAUGUUGGACUUAAGUUAACACUAGCCCGCUACGAUUAGCACCCGAGCAACCGUCUGCUAACGUUAGCACGCUAGCUCACACGUAUCAAUCACAUUUCAGUUAAACAAAUCAAUAAUAAAUGAAUGAUAUAUGUUUUUGUUGGUCUCUCACAUAGACUGUAUAUAAAUAAUGGACGUAGUCACCGUGACGUCACCCAUUGGGUGCCCGGUGGGGAUUGACGCCGGGCAGAGGACAAAGCAAAACCGUGGCGGAGCUGGUCCAUGGCCGUUCCACGCCCGGUGGAAAUCCCCAGUAACAGUGAAAGGCGUCGAGCUCUACGUCUCAAACUAGACUUUUCUCCUCUGUAGUUCCCCCAAACUCAGUAAGUGAGGCAUAAGACUAAGUCUCAAUCUUCAAAAAGUGACUAAAGACCCAGCUCAACACACACUCAUAAUUUACGUAGUUGAAAGAAAAGGGAAAAAAGUACUAUUUGCACCGUCUGAUAGCACCUAUGUCCAUUUGGGCUCAAACUGAACCCAUGUGCUGCCUUUUGACUUGAUCUUUGCUUGUAUUGUAUGAACUCUCAAAUGUACGUUGCUUUGUAUAAAAGCGUCUGCUAAAUGACAUUGUUAUAUUGUAACAAAAUGUAUUUUUAUAAUUUCAUUUUUUUUCAAUACUUUCUUUCAUGUAAAUAUUCAUGUUUUACAUCCAACAAGAUGUGUCAAACAAACCCAAUGCAAUUGUAAAGAGAAGAGCACCCUUUGGUGCAUUUUCCAGGAUGCAGAUUCUGUUGUAUAAAUGUUUUAAACGUAUGUGACAGUUCUAAAGCUUGAAAAAGCAAAUAUGUCAUUAAACAAUGUAAGUAUGUGAGGAACACUGUACUGUUCUGGACUAAAGACUUUGAAAAUGUGAGAUAUUUUAUGAUUAAUGACGAGACUGAAUGUUUGUUU